UCGCCCCGCCGCCAGCGCGCCAGCUCGGGGCGGCCGGAGAGCCGCCAAUGCCCGCUCCCAGCAGGCAGGGAGCCACUGCCUCACCCGGCCAGGUUAAAAAUCACUAGGACGACGGUUGUCUUGGCACCUUCGAGAGUGAUACUGUGAGGCUUUGCUGUGAUGGUAUUUGGAGCAACUUGGGCGUCGUUGGGGAGAAGCAGAUGCCAUUUCCUACAUGUCCUUAAAACAUGUGCAGGCAAGAGGAGCCCAUGAAAUUCGUAACCUGGGUCUGGAUGACAUCGUGCAACAAAAUGUUUGGCGUGCUGCUGGUCUUUUUCCCUGCUCUGCUCCUGGAGAUGGACGUGCUGCCCAGGAGUGCCGGGAGGAAGGUGCUUCUCUCUGCAGCCUCCUCACAGAGGUCGGUGGCUCGGAUGGACGGCGAUGUCAUCAUCGGGGCCCUCUUCUCUGUCCAUCAUCAGCCGCCAGCUGAGAAAGUGCCCGAGAGGAAGUGCGGGGAAAUCCGAGAGCAAUACGGCAUCCAGAGAGUCGAAGCCAUGUUUCACACUUUGGAUAAAAUUAACGCCGACCCCGUCCUGCUACCUAACAUCACCCUGGGCAGCGAGAUCCGAGACUCCUGCUGGCACUCCUCCGUAGCCCUGGAGCAGAGCAUUGAGUUCAUACGAGACUCCCUCAUCUCCAUCAGAGACGACAAGGACGGAGGCACCCGCUGCAUUUCCGAGUCGCAGCCCCAGCCUCAGACCAGAGUGAAAAAGCCCAUCGCGGGGGUCAUUGGCCCAGGCUCCAGCUCAGUUGCUAUCCAGGUCCAAAAUCUGCUCCAGCUCUUCGACAUCCCCCAGAUUGCUUACUCCGCCACCAGCAUCGACCUGAGCGACAAAACGCUGUACAAGUACUUCCUCAGGGUGGUCCCCUCCGACACGCUGCAAGCCAGGGCCAUGCUUGACAUCGUCAAGCGUUACAACUGGACCUACGUCUCCGCCGUCCACACAGAAGGAAAUUAUGGGGAAAGUGGAAUGGAAGCCUUCAAAGAGCUGGCUGCCCAAGAGGGUCUCUGCAUUGCUCACUCUGACAAGAUCUACAGCAACGCUGGGGAAAAGAGUUUUGAUCGCCUGCUCCGCAAGCUGCGAGAAAGGUUACCCAAGGCCAGAGUGGUGGUUUGCUUCUGCGAGGGAAUGACAGUGAGGGGGAUCCUCGGUGCCAUGAGGCGCCUGGGAGUGCUUGGGGAGUUCCUGCUAAUUGGAAGUGACGGUUGGGCAGACAGAGAUGAAGUCAUUGAAGGUUACGAACCCGAAGCAAAUGGAGGCAUUACUAUCAAACUGCAGUCUCCUGAGGUCUUGGCAUUUGAUGACUACUAUCUGAAGCUGCGUCUGGACACCAACACCCGCAAUCCUUGGUUUCCUGAGUUCUGGCAGCACAGAUUUCAGUGUCGUAUCCCAGGGCACCCACUAGAGAAUCCCAACUUCCAGAAGAACUGCACUGGCAAUGAGAGCCUAGAAGAAAAUUAUGUGCAGGACAGUAAAAUGGGAUUUGUCAUCAAUGCUAUAUACGCUAUGGCUCAUGGACUACAAAAUAUGCAUCAUUCCCUUUGUCCUGGACACGUUGGACUCUGUGAUGCUAUGAAGCCAAUUGAUGGCAGUAAGCUCUUGGAGUUCCUCCUCAAAUCCUCAUUCAUUGGUGUUUCUGGAGAAGAAGUUUGGUUUGAUGAAAAGGGAGAUGCCCCUGGAAGGUAUGACAUCAUGAACUUGCAGUACAUAGAGCCCAAUCGCUAUGACUACGUCCUCAUUGGGACCUGGCAUGAGGGUGUGCUCAACAUCGACGACUAUAGGAUUCAGAUGAAUAAGAGCGGAAUGGUCCGAUCAGUGUGCAGCGAGCCUUGCUUGAAGGGCCAGAUUAAGGUGAUCAGGAAAGGAGAAGUGAGCUGCUGCUGGAUUUGUACUGCUUGCAAGGAGAAUGAAUUUGUUCAGGAUGAAUUCACAUGUAAAGCCUGUGAGCUUGGCUGGUGGCCGAAUACUGACCUGACAGGCUGUGAACCCAUCCCUGUAAAGUACCUCCAGUGGAGCAAUAUAGAGUCUAUUGUGGCUGUGGUCUUUUCCUGCCUGGGGAUCCUGGUCACCAUGUUUGUCACCCUUAUCUUUGUGCUCUACAGAGACACCCCUGUUGUCAAGUCCUCCAGCCGAGAGCUCUGCUAUAUUAUCCUUGCUGGCAUCUUUCUGGGUUACGUCUGCCCUUUCACCCUUAUAGCCAAACCCACCACAACAUCCUGCUACCUCCAGCGCCUUUUAGUGGGCCUCUCCUCUGCCAUGUGCUAUUCUGCCCUUGUGACCAAAACCAACCGCAUUGCACGCAUCCUGGCAGGCAGCAAAAAGAAGAUCUGCACCCGCAAGCCACGUUUCAUGAGUGCAUGGGCCCAAGUGGUCAUUGCCUCCAUUUUGAUCAGCGUGCAGCUGACACUGGUGAUCACGCUGAUCAUCCUGGAGCCCCCCAUGCCCAUCCUCUCCUACCCCAGCAUUAAGGAAGUUUACCUUAUCUGCAACACCAGCAACCUAGGUGUCGUGGCUCCUGUGGGCUACAAUGGACUCCUCAUCAUGAGUUGCACAUACUAUGCCUUCAAGACUCGCAAUGUGCCUGCCAACUUCAAUGAGGCCAAGUACAUUGCAUUCACCAUGUACACCACUUGUAUCAUCUGGCUGGCCUUCGUGCCUAUCUAUUUUGGGAGCAACUACAAGAUCAUCACGACCUGUUUUGCAGUGAGCCUGAGCGUGACAGUGGCACUGGGGUGCAUGUUCACUCCUAAGAUGUACAUCAUUAUAGCCAAGCCUGAGAGGAAUGUCCGCAGUGCCUUCACCACCUCAGACGUGGUGCGUAUGCAUGUCGGGGAUGGCAAGGCACCUUGCAAGUCCAACACUUUCCUCAACAUAUUCCGGAGAAAGAAGCCAGGGGUUGGAAAUCCAAAUUCUAAUGGAAAGUCUGUGUCAUGGUCUGAACCAGGUGGAAGACAAGAUCCCAAAGGGGAACAUACAUGGCACAGACUCUCAGUGCAUGUGAAGAACCAGGAGACAGGGUGCAAUCAGACAGCAGUGAUCAAACCCCUCACUAAAGACUACCACGGCCAAAGCCUGACUUUUACCGACAUCAGCAGUAAGACUCUGUACAAUGUGGUGGAGGAAGAAGAUAGAGAGCCUGUUCGCCUCAACCAGGCCAGCAGCCCCUCCAUGGUGGUGCACAGACGAGUGGCAACCACCCCACCUCUGCAGGCCACAGCGGAGGAGACCCAGCUCUUCUUGCCUGAGCAGUCCCCCAAGACCCUGCCCCUGCAGCCACAGUCCCUCAUGGACCAGCUGCAAGGAGUGGUCAACAAGUUCGCCCCCGGCAUCCCAGAGUUCAACGCUGCCAUCUCCACUCCCGGCUCAGGGAACGGCGUGCGGCCCCCGUACCAGCCUCCACCACCUCAGCAGUCGUCCCUGCAGCCUUUCCAGGUGGCUGCCUUCAGCGAGGAGACCCUCUCUCCCCCAGCUGAUGAAGUGGAGAGUGAGAAGGUAAAGCUCAUUCAGGGAUAUGUGUAUGAGAAAAACACAGAGGAGGAGGAGGACGAGGAGCCGGUGACCAGCAAACUGACUCUGGAAGACUCUCCGGCACUGACACCCCCAUCCCCUUUCCGGGAUUCAGUUGUUUCGGGCAGCUCUGUGCCCAGCUCUCCUGUCUCGGAGUCGGUGCUCUGCACACCCCCAGAUGUGACCUAUGCCUCUGUCAUCCUGAGGGAUUAUAAACAAAGCUCGUCCACCCUGUAGAUGCUGCAAGAGACAAGAUGGGAAGGACUUUGGCAGCUGCCCGUUGGGAGGAUUUGAGGAGACAAGUCUCUCAGGGCUGUGGGGAGAGAGAGCAAAGAACAAAGUCACAAGUGACAAGGCAAAAAUUUCUUCCUGCACUUAAAUAACUAAAAUGAAACAAAAGAAAAUAAAAAUCCAUUCUGAGGGCUCAAGAUUCUCUAUCUGUUAAAAAUAAAAAUAUUGUACUUUGGAAAAACGUUAGGAAACCAUAACAAAGCACAAACCCAAGAGACAACUUCUAUAGCAAAAAAAUAAAGAAUAAACACACAGGAAAAAAAUAUAAUUACACUUAGUCAAACCCUCUCUUGGCAAUGCUUAAAAAGGACUCUUGGAAGUGUGACCUGGAGAAGUCAUUAGCACACCUCAUGACUGCUGUCUGUCUGCUACGGAAGCAACACACCCAGGAGCUGGAAGGGUGGAGUGUGGUGAGGGGGAACGAAGCUACUUGUAUAUGAGACAUAUAUGCAAAAAUAUUUUUUUCCUGGUUUCUGCAGGUGGCAUAACUGCGGAAUGUGUUUGGGGGAGAGGAGCUGAGAUAAUGUGAAAGCGCAUGGCUCUUACUGACUUUUGUCUGAACGAUUUGUUCUUCAUACUAGGCUGCUUUUUGGGGGAUCUGGGCUUUUUUAACACUGAUGUGAACUGACUGAGAAACAUGAUCAAGACUCAAGAGGUUUCUGAAGAAAGCCCUCACUGUAGUACUUGUAAUAUGAUAAGGACUUAGAAAAACUGCCCUUUUGUAUAAGAUCGCAAACCAUGUGGCUAAACUGUUACACAAUGUUUCCUGUAGCAGAACAAUAUUUAAUUACUAUCUUUUCAUAAAAUAACGUAUUUUACCAUGUCAUUGCAUCAUUCCUCUGUGUUACGUUGGAAUCAAAUACAUUGCAAAACAGCUGUAUACUUAGAGCAACUGUUAAUCUGAAAGAAAGGUAAUUCCAUACUGGGGGUUAUGGAGCCAGCUCCCAGACAAGAGACUGGAGUGAGCGUAUGUUUGUGCAUCUGUAUGCGUGUGUAUGGUAUGUGUGAAGAGUAAUGUCCAAUAACUACCACUGGAAGAUUGUCUUAUAUACUAUGAAUAUUUUUAUGUUACAAUCAUGUUUUUAUAUCGCAUUGUUACAAAUAUUCGAUAGAUCUUUGAAGGUUUGUAUGCUGUGCUAAUACAUUCUUUUUUCUCAUAUACAAGCUGAGACAGUUGUUACCCUUACACUAGGGUGCUUUGUUUUGCAGAUAUUUUAUGAAGUAGACAUAUGGUAUUAAUAAACCAGUGCAUUGAGAUCUUGUUAUUUUACAUGUUUGCAGCAAGUGUGAUUAACAAAAAAAAAAAAAAAAAAAAAAAAAAAAAAAAAAAAA
This is a messenger RNA of Lepidothrix coronata (blue-crowned manakin), 5171 nucleotides long. RefSeq names its product glutamate metabotropic receptor 1 (gene GRM1). NCBI's taxonomy places the organism in Eukaryota, Metazoa, Chordata, Aves, Passeriformes, Pipridae. Gene Ontology annotation, biological process: regulation of synaptic transmission, glutamatergic; G protein-coupled glutamate receptor signaling pathway. The coding region runs from base 228 to 3785 and encodes 1185 amino acids. The record is from RefSeq and is a predicted model, not a curated record. The transcript has 9 exons. Gene Ontology annotation, molecular function: adenylate cyclase inhibiting G protein-coupled glutamate receptor activity; G protein-coupled receptor activity involved in regulation of postsynaptic membrane potential. Gene Ontology annotation, cellular component: postsynaptic density membrane.